This is a messenger RNA of Amyelois transitella, 2846 nucleotides long. RefSeq names its product AMP deaminase 2. The transcript has 12 exons. Gene Ontology annotation, biological process: AMP metabolic process; IMP salvage. Gene Ontology annotation, molecular function: AMP deaminase activity. Gene Ontology annotation, cellular component: cytosol. Bases 346 to 1854 code for a protein of 502 amino acids. The record is from RefSeq and is a predicted model, not a curated record. Lineage: Eukaryota; Metazoa; Arthropoda; Insecta; Lepidoptera; Pyralidae.
ACAUCUUGGUAUAAGUGUGAUUUAAGCUGAUGCGGUAAAAAAUUACAAGUUUACAAUUGCAAAUUAUUAUAUCCUGCUUUUGGUUUUUCCUCAAUAAUAAAUCAAAUAGGUAUAAAAAGCCGUUUUUGAAUAAGGAGACUGCACGGGCCUUCAAUUAUAAUUGACGAAAUAUUUACAAAAUGAGUCCACCUCGACCCAUGGGCGUGUCCGCAGCCCCCUGACCGGAAGUACGUGUUCUGCUGGCGUGACGGCGCGGUCCACAUAUUCCGCUGCCAAGAAGAUAUCGUCAAGGAGGAACGACCCUUGCCCUUCGACUUCGUUCCCUUCAAGCAGUAUGUCGAGGACAUGAACCGGCUGGGGGACAUGAUCGCCGAUGGACCACUGAAAUCUUUCUGCUUCCGUCGGCUCUGCUACUUGUCUUCCAAGUUCAAGAUGCAUGUGCUUCUUAACGAAUUGCACGAACAGGCGCUACAGAAAGCAGUGCCUCACAGGGACUUCUAUAACGUCAGAAAGGUAGACACUCACAUCCACGCCGCGUCAUGCAUGAACCAGAAGCAUCUCCUCCGCUUCAUCAAGCGAACUCUUCGGCAGAACGCCAACGAAAUCGUCACUGUCAAGAAUGGCGUCCCAGUCACCUUGAAGACCGUGUUCGAGGAUAUGAAGCUGGACGCUUACGACCUCAAUGUGGAUAUCUUGGAUGUCCAUGCGGACCGCAACACCUUCCACCGAUUCGACAGAUUCAACGCUAAGUACAAUCCGGUGGGGGAGAGCGGCCUGCGGGAGGUGUUCCUCAAGACGGACAACUAUAUGAAUGGCACAUACUUCGCUAAUAUUAUCAAGGAAGUAAUAGCCGACCUAGCCGAGAACAAGUACACGUACCUUGAACCGCGAAUCUCCAUCUACUGCAAGAACAAGAACGAGUGGAGCAAGCUGGCCACGUGGGCGCUCCACAACGACGGGCACUCGCCACACCUGCGGUGGCUGGUGCAGGUGCCGAGGCUGUACGAUAUCUACCGAAUCAAGAAGCUUCUGAAGAACUUCCAGGAGUUCCUCAGCAACCUGUUCGACCCGCUGUUCGAGGUUUCCAUCAACCCCACCGCCAACCCGGAUCUCCACAAAUUUCUCACGCAACUGAUAGGUUUCGACAGCGUGGACGACGAGUCGAAGCCUGAAAACCCGAAUCUCACUGAAACCAUGAAGCCGCCGCAAGAGUGGGACGAUGAGGAAAAUCCGCCGUACACCUACUACUUGUAUUACAUGUACGCCAACAUGUCUGUGCUCAACAAGCUCAGGAAAGAACAAGGCUUGAACACGUUCGUGUUCCGGCCACAUUGCGGGGAGGCGGGGCCGGCGUACCACCUCAACGCUGGGUUCCUUCUGUCGCAGAACAUCUCCCACGGCCUGAUGCUGCGCAAGACGCCAGCCCAGCAGUACUUGUACUACCUGUCGCAGAUCUUCAUCGCCAUGUCUCCCCUCAGCAACAACUCGCUGUUCCUCCGCUACCACAGGAACCCCAUGCCAGACUACUUCGCCAGGGGACUGCCGGUCACACUGAGCACUGACGACCCGCUGCAGUUCCACUUCACAAGGGAGCCACUCAUGGAAGAGUACAGCAUCGCUGCGCAGGCGUGGAAACUGAGCCAGUGCGACAUGUGCGAGCUGGCGAGGAACUCCGUGCUGCAGUCGGGGUUCCCGCACGAGAUGAAGCAGUACUGGCUCGGGCAGGACUACAUGCAGGAGGGCCCGGCCGGCAACGACAUCACGCGGACCAACGUGCCCAACGUGAGGGUCGCCUUCCGCUACGACACCCUGCUGGACGAGCUCGACAUGCUGUUCCACGCUCACGAGGAUUGACUUCCACUCUUGUCCGGGUGAAGCCAAUUUUAAGGUAGGGGUCGCCUUCCGCUACGACACGCUGCUGGACGAGCUGGACAUGCUGUUCCACGCUCACGAGGAUUGACUUCCACUCUUGUCCGGUAAAGCCAAUUUUAAGGUAGGGGUCGCCUUCCGCUACGACACCCUGCUGGACGAGCUGGACAUGCUGUUCCACGCUCACGAGGAUUGACUUCCACUCUCGUCGGGUGUAGCCAAUUUUAAGGUAGGUACUACGUUGUUAGGCGAUGGGCUAGCAACCUGUCACUAAUUGAAUCUCAAUUCUAUCAUUAAGCCAAACAGCUGAACGUGGCCAUUCAGUCUUUUAAACACUGUUGGCUCUGUCUACCCCACAAGGGACAUAGACGUGACUAUGUGUGUGUGUGUGUGUAUGUACACACAUACACACUACGUUGUUUAUUCUCUUGUUUGCUUAAUAUUUACUUAUUACAAUGUUAUGUUUAUUCAUCAUUUCGAACAUCACUAAACUUAAUAAUUGUCACAUCUUUUAGUUUCACAACAUUGGUUGGCAUAUAUACAUGCAUACAUAUAAUUCACGUCUAAAUCCCUUACGGGGUAGACAGAACCAACAGUCUUGAAAAGACUGAUAGGCCACGUUCAGCUGUUUGGCUUAAUGAUAGAAUUGAGAUUUAAAUAGUGACAGGUUGCUAGACCAUCGCCUGAAAGAAUCCCAAGUUUAUAACACUUCCUUAGUCGUCUUUUACGACAUUGAUGGGAACGAUAAGGAGCGGUCCUAUUCCUUUAACCACACGGCACUGACACAUUGGUUGACUUAGAAUAAAUUACCUGCGAACUUAAUUGUUCGGUAUUUGGAGCAAGACACAAUUAUCCUACUAAUAUUAUAAAUUCGAAAGUUUGUGAGUAUGUCAGGAUCAGGAUGUCAGUAUGAAUGUUUGUUACUCUUUCACGCAAAAACUACUGAACCGAUCACGAUGAAAUUUGGUAUGUAGCUA